Molecule: messenger RNA, 990 nt
Organism: Cantharellus anzutake
Lineage: Eukaryota; Fungi; Basidiomycota; Agaricomycetes; Cantharellales; Hydnaceae
Exons: 6
Coding region: 293-835 (180 amino acids)
Source: RefSeq, a predicted model, not a curated record
CGUUUUCUAAUCUGUCAUUUUUCGCCCCACUAACAAACUUAAGCUUGAAACAAGUCGUCGAGUGAGCGCUGUCCAAGGGAUCACAAGGGAAACUGCAGUUCGUGCGGUUGACUGGUCGUAUGAAGUUGGGCCACCUGAUCUAGAGCACCAACCUGGUGGCUGGUCUCUCUCCGAGAGCGGGGUAACACCCAUUCCCAUCAAAUCUGCGCUCAAAGCACGAGCGGCGCCCCGUUCACAAUAUUCCGUGUCCUUUGCUAACAGUACUACUCUCCACUCACCCAUAAAGGCUACUAUGGCUGUUACCUCGAGUCUGAAACCGCUGAAUCCGAAUUUGUCAAACAAGCAUAGCGAUGAGAGCGUUCUUCGAUCCAUGCCAAAAGCUUCCAAGUCUACCAAAGGGUUUUCGGGCACUUUGGCCGACAAUGACGAAAAUUGGGCGUUGAGUGUAACCUCUAUCUUGAACCAAAUUUGCGAUCGCGUCGUGGAAGCCAAGCGGCGCCAGUUCCAAGGUAUCAGGCAAAGUGUGCUUAUAGCUAGGAGUGAGAUACUUGAGGAGAUUCAAGAGGACUUACGGCACUGUCUGACCGUAUCCAUCGAUCACUACAAUUGUCUUCUGGAACUGAACUCCCAAUAUGAUGCGGCCGAACGAGACGUCAAGAGCGCCUAUGACGAACUCAAUCAUGUUAAUACUGCCAUAACGGAAAAACUGCAAGAAAUUAUCCGAGAUCAUGACCGUCUCUCGUUGUGCAAGGCAAUGACUACAUUAAAAAGUUUGAGUAGUAGGAAGGCAAUUAGCGCUACUUUUGAGAGCCUUGGAGUUCUGGAUGGACACUAAAGACAUUCAGGGAAGGAAAUUGCUGUAGCUAUAGCAUUCUUCGGGCUGCGCUGUUGCGCUGGCCCCAUUCAUCAUGGCUCCAUCCAUCCAUUCUCCGUGUCGUUUUUUAGAGUCCCCAACUUUAUGACCUGCCACUUAUUGUACAACAUCUGGUU